AUGGAUUCAACACCCCGACAGAUCUUCCAGACAGCCAACAACGUAUACGUCUUUCAGCAGCCUUGGCAGUUUGUCAAGGAGCUCGGGCAAGGCGCGUAUGGUUGUGUCGCGUCGGCACGCCACGCGCACUCCAACGAGACGUGUGCCGUCAAAAAGGUCACAAACGUCUUCACCAAGAAGAUCCUCACCAAGCGGUGCCUCCGCGAGCUCCUUCUGCUGCACCACUUCCGGGGCCACAAGAACAUCACUUGCCUCUAUGACAUGGACAUUGUGUUCGACCCGCCGGGAUCCGGCAUGUUCAACGAGGUCUACCUGUACGAGGAGCUAAUGGAGGCGGACCUGCACGCGAUUAUCCGUUCUAAGCAGUCGCUCUCCGACGCCCACUUCCAGAGCUUUAUUUACCAGACGCUGUGCGGGUUAAAGUACAUUCACUCAGCCAACGUACUCCAUCGCGACCUCAAGCCUGGAAACCUCCUCGUCAACGCCGACUGCGAGCUCAAGAUCUGCGACUUUGGCCUCGCCCGUGGCUUCCAGCCAGGCGCCUCCGGCGACGACGAGCAAGAGGCGCCGGCCUACAUGACUGAGUACGUUGCGACUCGCUGGUACCGCGCGCCUGAGAUCAUGCUAAGCUUUGCCAAAUACAACCAGAGCAUCGACAUGUGGUCCGUAGGCUGUAUCCUCGCCGAGCUGCUCGGCGGUGAGCCCAUCUUCAAGGGCACCGACUACAUUAACCAGCUCAGCCUCAUCCUCAACUGCCUCGGCACUCCGACCGAGGAGACUCUCAACCGUGUCGCCUCGGCCAGUGCCCAGAAAUACAUACGCUCGUUGCCCAUUAUGGCCCGUGUCAGGUUCCGGAAACUGUACCCCCGCGCAUCAGAUGCUGCAAUCGACCUAUUGGAAAAGCUGCUCUCGUUCGACCCCACGAACCGACCGGACUGUGCUCAGGCGCUCGGGCAUCCUUAUCUCGCCGUGUGGCACGACAGCUCCGAAGAGCCGACAUGCGAGGUGCCGUUCGACUUCUCGUUCGAGAUGGAAGACUCGACAAACGGGAUGCGCAACCUGAUUGUCAACGAGGUUAAACGGUUCCGGGCCGACGUGCGCCAGCCUAUCGCGCCGCUGCCCCCGGCCCCGGCUCCGCACCACGCCCUUCCAGCUGCCCCCGCUGCACCGCAGACUGAUGGCGCGGGCGUCGGACCAGCCUUCUCUGAGACGGCCAACAUGAACCAGGACAGAGAUGAGCACCCAAACUCGGCGCUCGAGCGUGAGCUGGCGGGUGGCAUCCACGCAUAA
Messenger RNA from Cutaneotrichosporon cavernicola, 1290 nucleotides. RefSeq lists its product as uncharacterized. Gene Ontology annotation, cellular component: nucleus; cytoplasm. NCBI's taxonomy places the organism in Eukaryota, Fungi, Basidiomycota, Tremellomycetes, Trichosporonales, Trichosporonaceae. Gene Ontology annotation, molecular function: MAP kinase activity; ATP binding. Gene Ontology annotation, biological process: protein phosphorylation; intracellular signal transduction. The record is from RefSeq and is a predicted model, not a curated record. The transcript has 11 exons. Bases 1 to 1290 code for a protein of 429 amino acids.